This is a messenger RNA of Manis pentadactyla (Chinese pangolin), 4296 nucleotides long. It is a transcript of the gene PTK2B, whose product is annotated as protein tyrosine kinase 2 beta. Bases 291 to 3476 code for a protein of 1061 amino acids. Gene Ontology annotation, biological process: signal complex assembly; protein phosphorylation. The transcript is spliced from 33 exons. Lineage: Eukaryota; Metazoa; Chordata; Mammalia; Pholidota; Manidae. Gene Ontology annotation, molecular function: protein tyrosine kinase activity; ATP binding. Gene Ontology annotation, cellular component: cytoskeleton; focal adhesion. The record is from RefSeq and is a predicted model, not a curated record.
UGUUGCCAGUUCUGGGCGAGGUCUCCUGGUGUAGCGAGAGAGACGCUUCCACGCUGUGCUUAGGGCUUUCGCGUCACUGGACACCUACUUCCGAUUUGAAAUGGGAAAUGAAGUCUGGGAGCCGCUUCCUUAGCCAAUCCUCGGAAAUCUCAGGCACCAGCAUGAUCUAGUGCCCAGAAGAUGACGAAUCCGUGAACAAGAUGGAAAAGUGGAGCUCUAGCUGUCAUGGCUCUGAGCCCCCCAUAGAUGGUCUGAUUGCGAUGUGCCAGUCCUAGCUGCCGUCUGAGAGGAUGUCUGGGGUGUCUGAGCCCCUGAGCCGAGUGAAGGUGGGCACGUUACGUCGGCCCGAAGGCCCCCCAGAGCCCAUGGUGGUGGUACCAGUAGAUGUGGAAAAGGAAGAUGUACGGAUCCUCAAGGUCUGCUUCUACAGCAACAGCUUCAACCCUGGGAAGAACUUCAAACUGGUUAAAUGCACUGUGCAAACCGAGAUCCGGGAGGUCAUCGCCUCCAUCCUGCUGAGCGGGCGGAUCGGGCCCAACAUCCAGCUGGCUGAGUGCUAUGGGCUGAGGCUAAAGCACAUGAAGUCAGAUGAGAUCCACUGGCUGCACCCGCAGAUGACGCUGGGUGAGGUGCAGGACAAGUACGAGUGUCUCCACAUGGAAGCCGAGUGGAGGUAUGACCUUCAGAUCCGCUACCUGCCAGAGGACUUCCUGGAAAGCCUAAAGGAAGACAGGACCACACUGCUCUAUUUUUAUCAACAGCUCCGGAAUGACUACAUGCAACGCUAUGCCAGCAAGGUCAGCGAGGGCAUGGCCCUGCAGCUGGGCUGCCUGGAGCUCAGGAGGUUCUUCAAGGACAUGCCUCACAAUGCACUUGACAAAAAGUCCAACUUCGAGCUCUUGGAGAAGGAAGUGGGGCUGGACCUGUUUUUCCCAAAGCAAAUGCAGGAAAACCUAAAGCCCAAGCAGUUCCGGAAGAUGAUCCAGCAGACCUUCCAGCAGUACGCCUCGCUCAGGGAGGAGGAAUGCGUCAUGAAGUUCUUCAACACCCUUGCGGGCUUUGCCAACAUCGACCAGGAGACCUAUCGCUGCGAACUCAUUCAAGGUUGGAACAUUACUGUGGACCUGGUCAUCGGCCCAAAAGGCAUCCGCCAGUUGACAAGUCAAGACGCAAAGCCCACCUGCCUGGCCGAGUUCAAGCAGAUCAGGUCCAUCAGGUGCCUCCCACUAGAGGAAGGCCAGGCAGUCCUGCAGCUGGGCAUCGAAGGCGCCCCCCAGUCUUUGUCCAUCAAAACCUCCUCUCUGGCAGAGGCCGAGAACAUGGCUGACCUCGUGGACGGUUACUGCCGGCUGCAGGGGGAGCACAAAGGCUCGCUCAUCAUUCAUCCCAAGAAAGAUGGUGAGAAGCGGAGCAGCCUGCCCCAGAUCCCCGUGCUAAACCUGGAGGCCCAGCGGCCCCUCUUCUCAGAAAGCUGCAGCAUAGAAUCGGACAUCUAUGCAGAGAUUCCUGAUGAGACCCUGCGAAGGCCAGGAGGCCCACAGUAUGGCAUCGCUCGGGAAGACGUGGUUCUGAAUCGAAUUCUUGGUGAAGGCUUUUUCGGGGAGGUCUAUGAAGGUGUCUACACCAAUCAUAAAGGAGAGACGAUCAACGUCGCUGUGAAGACCUGCAAGAAGGACUGCACGCUGGACAACAAGGAGAAGUUCAUGAGUGAGGCAGUGAUCAUGAGGAAUCUCGACCACCCGCAUAUUGUGAAGCUGAUUGGCAUCAUUGAGGAGGAGCCCACCUGGAUCAUCAUGGAACUGUAUCCCUACGGGGAGCUCGGCCACUACCUGGAGCGGAACAAGAGCUCCCUGAAGGUGCUCACUCUCGUCCUGUACACGCUGCAGAUUUGCAAAGCCAUGGCCUACCUGGAGAGCAUCAACUGCGUCCACAGGGACAUCGCUGUCCGAAACGUCCUGGUGGCCUCCGCUGAGUGUGUGAAGCUGGGGGACUUUGGCCUUUCCCGGUAUAUUGAGGAUGAGGAGUAUUACAAAGCCUCCGUGACCCGUCUCCCCAUCAAGUGGAUGUCACCUGAGUCCAUUAACUUCCGCCGCUUCACAACAGCCAGCGACGUCUGGAUGUUUGCCGUGUGCGUGUGGGAGAUCCUGAGCUUUGGCAAGCAGCCCUUCUUCUGGCUGGAGAACAAGGAUGUCAUCGGGGUGCUCGAGAAGGGGGACCGGCUACCCAAGCCCGACCUCUGCCCACCUGUCCUCUACACCCUCAUGACACGCUGCUGGGACUAUGACCCCAGUGAGCGGCCCCGCUUCACCGAGCUCGUGUGCAACCUCAGUGACAUUUAUCAGAUGGAGAAGGACAUUGCUAUAGAGCAGGAGAGGAAUGCUCGCUACCGAACCCCCAAAAUCUUGGAGCCCAUAGUCUUCCAGGAACCCCCACCAAAGCCCAGCCGGCCCAAAUAUGGACCCCCUCCACAAACCAACCUUCUGGCCCCCAAGCUGCAGUUCCAGGUCCCUGAGGGCCUGUGUGCCAGCUCACCUACGCUCACCAGCCCUAUGGAGUACCCAUCUCCUGUAAACUCGCUGCACACCCCACCUCUCCACCGGCACAAUGUCUUCAAGCGCCACAGCAUGCGGAUCAUGCACUCGUUUGAAUACGAUGAAUGUGGAACAAUGAGAUCUCAGGUUUGGCAUCAACUGCAUCACAGGCUUGAGCUUGGGGCUGAUGACCCAGUAACUGUCUGCGUAUAUGGCUGUGGAUUGAAGAACAGCUUCGUAAGAACAAAGCAGCUGGAGGAGGACUUCAUCCGGCCCAGCAGCCGAGAAGAGGCCCAGCAGCUAUGGGAGGCCGAGCGGGUCAAGAUGCGGCAGAUCCUGGACAAGCAGCAGAAGCAGAUGGUGGAAGAUUAUCAGUGGCUGAGGCAGGAGGAGAAGUCCUUGGACCCCAUGGUUUACAUGAACAAUAAGUCACUGUUGACGCCAGAGAAGGAGGCUGGCUACACGGAGUUCACGGGGCCCCCACAAAAGCCGCCGCGGCUGGGCGCGCAGUCCAUCCAGCCCACAGCCAACCUGGACCGGACCGACGACCUGGUGUACCUCAAUGUCAUGGAGCUGGUGCGGGCUGUGUUGGACCUCAAGAACGAGCUCUACCAGCUGCCUCCCGAGGGCUACGUUGUGGUGGUGAAGAACGUGGGCCUGACCCUGCGGAAGCUCAUCGGCAGUGUGGACGACCUUCUCCCCUCCUUGCCGUCAUCUUCAAGGACAGAGAUCGAAGGGACCCAGAAACUGCUCAACAAGGACCUGGCGGAGCUCAUCAAUAAGAUGCGACUGGCCCAGCAGAACGCCGUGACCUCCCUGAGCGAGGAGUGCAAGCGGCAGAUGCUCAUGGCCUCCCACACCCUGGCCGUUGAUGCCAAGAACCUGCUCGAUGCUGUAGACCAGGCCAAGGUCAUGGCCAACCUGGCCCACCCGCCUGCAGAGUGACGGAGGGGGCACCCCUGCCUGCACCUUCUGCCCUGCCUGUCCUGUGCCUCCCCACCCCGGCCCUGCCUUGCCUUCGGUCAUGUGGGUCAUCUCAGGGGAAGGCUGAGGGGAGUCCUCCUUCCCUGGCCACUCUGCACGACUCCCCCUCCCCGCCCCGGCCCCCGGACUGUGCCGCUCAGGCUGCAGCUGGUCGGAGGAGAACCAGGGCUGUAGACCCCAGGGGGUGACAAACGGGGCUCUGCCAGGCUCGCGCCUGGGCCAGCCCCUCCUCACACGGCCCCUAGCGGCCACAACGGCUCUAUGCAUGGGCAUGGCAGGCGGACCUGGGAAGCAAGCUGUUCCUUCUCCUUCCUCUCUGCCCUCAGAGGUCCCCCGAAGCCCCCUGCACAGAGAGGCUGGACAGGGGCUUUCUUUUGGGGGUGGGCAGCUGGUGAGAUGAGAGGUGAACCUGGCUUUCUUGUACAGUGUAUAUUGGAAUUUAUUUAAUAUGAGUUUGGUCUGGACCGACAGCCAUGUAGCCCCUGCGGGGGACCCGGCCACAGUCCGGGAGCAAACUACUGGGGGUCCAGGCGCAGGCUGCCGUUGUCACCUCGCCGAGUAUCGGGGAGAAGGAGAGGCGAGGCCAAACGGGGCUCGGACCACAAUCCACACUCCCCCCGGCCUCCCGCCUCCCCCUUCCCUCACUCUGCCCCUCCUGUCUUCUCCCCCCUUUUCUUACUCUUCUCCUGCUCUCCCCACUUUCCCUCCUGCUCCUGCCCCCCUUCUUGUGUCCCAGAAGAGCACUCUCUUACCUUCUUUCUAUCUAACUUGUGAUGAAUUA